Molecule: messenger RNA, 2845 nt
Organism: Saccostrea cuccullata (small rock oyster)
Lineage: Eukaryota; Metazoa; Mollusca; Bivalvia; Ostreida; Ostreidae
Product: retinal rod rhodopsin-sensitive cGMP 3',5'-cyclic phosphodiesterase subunit delta-like
Exons: 6
Coding region: 92-535 (147 amino acids)
Biological process (GO): sensory perception of light stimulus
Cellular component (GO): cytoplasm
Source: RefSeq, a predicted model, not a curated record
AGUAAGUCUCUCUCCAUAUUGGUUUUUGUUGACAUUGGUGAGGAAGAAUCUUGCCUUCAAAACUCGUUGAUUUUUCCAAUUAAGAACCACGAUGCCAGCUAAAGCAGAAGAUAUCAUGAAAGGGUUCAAACUAAACUGGAUGAAUCUGAGAGAUGCAGACAGUGGUAAAAUAUUAUGGCAGUCAAGUGAGGACCUUUCAGCACCUGGUCUUGAUCAUGAAGCACGGGUUCCAAAGAAAAUUUUAAAAUGUCGGGCAGUAUCUCGAGAAAUAAAUUUUUCAUCAAAAGAGGCUAUGGACAAAUUCAGAUUAGAACAAAGAGUUUUAUUUAAAGGGAAAUGCUUAGAAGAGUGGUUCUUUGAAUUUGGUUUUGUGAUUCCUAGUUCUACGAACACCUGGCAAUCAGUUAUAGAAGCUGCCCCUGAAAGUCAAAUGAUGCCAGCAAAUGUUCUUACGGGGAAUGUAAUCAUAGAAACACUUUUUUAUGAUGGAGAUCUUCUAGUCAGCAAGUCCAAAGUGAAGAUAUUUUAUGUUUAAAGAAGAUGGUUGUUGGUCCAUUGAAUGAAGCCAUUAUUCCAUUUUGCUGAUGUGAAAGGUACAUGUUCAUUGAUAUUGAACUUUUCUGAAUUAUGGGGACUGGUCAGGAGUAUAUUCCACAGCUUGAAUAAUCUGUUGCACACUACUCAACUAUUUCUGUCACAGCUGUAGACCUGCAUCUAAUUUUCUAUGUGAUUUAUUGAUAUAAUCAAAUAGACUUGAAUAUGAAAAGCAGCAGUUCUUUUUAAAAACUUUGUCGAGUCUAACAUUUAUAAGUAAAGAAUGUGUCUUUACUCCUUGCACCGCACUGUUGACAACGAUAAAGUUAUAGCUGCAGAAUUUUAUAACUUUGCAAUGGCUUCAUAGAAAUGAAAUUGUAUUGAAAAAGCUUACAUCUAGAAACGUGUAGCUGUUUUCUGUAGGUUAUGGAAAUCAUUGCAAGAGGUUCUAUUUGUGUAUUUAUUUGUUGUUAAUUUUAAAAUCUAAUGUACAGUCCUUAAUGAAUGAAAAUUUACUUAUGACUUGUGAUUAAGUUCAAAAGUAUCGGUGAGUAAAUGUGUACAUGGAUUUUGCAUUUCAUUGAGAUUAUUAUAUUUGCACCGGUCUUUUGAUUUUGUGUGUUCAGUUGUAGCUUAAAACCAACUGUACAUGUUUGAAAGUGAUGUUUGAAAUUUCAGACUGGGUUAAUGAGGUAACUGUUUAGAAUGUCCGACUUGCAAACAAUUAUUAUAUUUUGUACUUUUGGAGAUUUCUAGAUGUCACAUGGUGUUUGUGAUUUGUAGAGAAGAUUCCUACAUUCCCCAUUGAUUACCUUAAUAUAGUGUUGUGUUCUUUCAAUUAUUUUUGACUGUCUUGAUAUAAAUGAUUGAUGCUGCUUUACGGAAAAAAAAAUACCUGUUGAAAUUCUUCUCCUUCAUUGUUAUUUUCAGUAUAUCAACAUACGAUAAUGUGAUUUUCCUUACAAGAUGCAUAUUCUGUAGAAAUGAGUUAUUUUUGAUCUGUCAAAUAGUCUCCACUUUUCAAAUGUGCGAUCAGUGUGAAAAUAAAUAUGUACACAUAAUACAUUCUCAAAUAACUACAUGCAUUAAUUUUAAUUUAUUUUGUUAGUAUAACUAAGAUAAAGAAAGAAAGUAUAUUGUAAUAAACUUAAUUUGUAGCUCCUAUGAUGUAUUGCAUACAUGAGCUGUAUUUAUUAAUAAGCCAUUGCCUUCUAGAUGGCUUUUGCCCUCAUUUAUUUUUACAUUGCUAUAAAAAGGCAAGUGGAAGAAUAUUACAUCCAUAUGGCAAAACAAGAAAGAGAUAUGUUCAAAAUAUUCUUGGUAACUCAUUUGUAGUGUCUGUUUUUUCUGGGUGAUUUUUUUAUGCUAUUAAGUGCAUCCUGAAUUAUACUUUAGAUUAGCAAAUAAUUGUAGCUAGCAAAAUAGGAUGGCAUUAUGCAUUUGUUUGUCCAGCAUGGAAAUUUUUAUACACAAGUAAGAUGAAAAAUAAGACCAUGCAUCUUUAAUUAAAAAAUAAUGUUGAUUUGCACUCUCCCAAUUCAAGGUUAAAAAAAAUUGGUAGGUAGAUAGAUGGGAAUUUUUUUUAUCCCAGAAAAUUUCAUAUACCGGUACAUGUCAUUUACCUCAUAUUUUUAUGGAAUGAAAAUUUUGAGUCGCAACAUUUUUAGCCAGUUGGUUGGGUCAAGCAAAAUAUAUUUUAAAGAUGGCCCAAUGGACAAAUAAUUUUUAUUUAUUUAUUGAUGAAGUAGUUUGAAUAAAUGUUUUCAUAAAAUGAGUGGACAGUGUGAAUUUUAUUUGUAUAUACAUGUAGUGAUUAAGCUGUAGUUAUAUUUUCAUACAUAAUGUUAAUGAAAAGAAACUUGGUGGUGUAUGUAUCUCAGUAGUGAAAGUUUAUUAAUGUACGUUUCUUUUAUUUCACACAGUUAGUGAUACAUGUAUUGCAUAUGUUAUAAAGCAUUUUUUUUCCUUGUCAUUCUCUUAAACCAAUAUUUUUAGUCUAAAAAAUUGAUGCACAAAGAAGGCAUAUCUUUGUUAAAGUUGUAAUGUUUUGGUAUAUGUUGCAUAUAAAAAAAAUGUAAUGAACUUGUUUACUACAAUACUGAAGUAGUUACACAUUAAUGAAUAAUUCAUGUUUAAAGAUUUACACAUUUGAAAACAAAUUGAGAAUGAUACUGUCAGAGACAGGAAUUUGAAGAUAAUGGAAAAUGUAUAAUGAACUUGUGAUAUGUUAUAUAAAUGUGUGAAUUAAUAGAUGCAUAAUUUACAUGUAUGAUUAUGAUGAAUGGAUGAAUUAAAUGAUUUGAUUGUUUCA